UGUCCAGUCCGAGCCCUAACCUCUCUUAAACAGAUUGUAUUGUUGUGCUAGAGGCAAUUCUUAAUGAAGUGACGAUCCCAUCGAACUUCCUCACCCUACCCACUUUUUGAUCACUUCUUUUACCGUGCUAUUGAGUUUUGCGGCGUCAAGCGUGUUACUUCUGCAUCCAAAGCUGACAUACUCUUGUUGUCAGAGUGGCUCUCCUUCAAUAAUUUGCCCAACUUUUUCACAAACCAACUCCAUCUCAUUAUAUAAUCCUGUCCCUAUAAUCUCCUGUCUUGACAUCUCACAAAUCGGCCGUAAAAUAUAACAAUGCCAACAAAAUCUGCCAUCUUGUACAGUGUUAUUGCCCGGGGAACAACUAUUCUAGCCAAGUAUGCUGCAUGCGCUGGAAACUUCACGGAGGUGACAGAGCAGAUUCUAUCAAAAAUCAACCCGGACACAGACAAAUCAACAUUGUCUCAUGGAAAUUAUCUGUUUCAUUAUGACCACGAAGACAGAAUCACCUACAUGUGUAUUACGGAUGACGAGUUUCCAAGAUCGAGAGCUUUCCUUUUCCUCCGAGAAAUCAAGAAAAGAUUCCGUUCCACUUUUGGAAAUAGAGCUGAAUAUGCUGUAGCAUAUGCAAUGAAUGUUGAUUUUGCCCCUGUUUUGGCCAAUGAAAUGAAACAUUUUUCCGAGUCUAAAGACAUAGAUACCCUUUCAAGGGUGCAUGGAGAGCUGGAUGAACUGAAAAACAUUAUGGUCAGAAAUAUAGAUAACGUAGCAAUGAGAGGUGAAAGACUUGAACUAUUAGUCAACAAAACUGAAGAUCUCCAAGCAAGCUCUGUUAAUUUCCGCACUCAGAGCCGGUCUUUACAGCAAUCUCUAUAUUGGAAAAAUGUCAAAUUAUACAUCAUGCUAGGAGGAAUUGUUUUUGUGUUUAUUUAUCUUUUCUUGUGGUCCUUGUGUGGCGGUAUCUUUCUGGGCGGUUGUUUUGGAUGAACAUCAUUCUGGAAUUGUCUUCUGUCAAGCUUCAAGACAGAAAAUAUAUUGUGAUACAUCAAGCUCAGUCUUUACAAAUACUUAUUGUUUGAUAUCAUGCUACAUAACAUGUACUUUAAGCCUUUAAUGAACCAUCAUGGGGUAUAUUCAAACUAAAGCAAAUUUUUAUAUAAUUCUUUUAAUGGCUUUUGGAUGCACAGACAGUUUUUCCUGUUCUUUUCGCUUUGUAUGUGAUUACCUUUUGAAGGAGAUUUUUUCAACACGGAAAUGUCCUCUAAGGCUUUUGUUCUAUUUUAAUUCAUGGUGUCUAGGACCUGGAAAAACCGGGUUCCAUCAGGAAAGGGGAAGAUCUAGGAAAACUACGGAAUUUGUCAUGAAAGUGAUGCCAAAAACUUUAAAUUCCUUUCCUUUCGUGUCCAAAAUGAAAUUAUUCUUAAAGCUGUUGUUUCCGAAUAAUUCCCGGUUGAUUUGACUUUAAAGAAUUUGACAAAAGAUGAAAAUGUUGAUUUUUCCCACCAACUUGGGAAAAUAGUUUUGUUUACUUUUUCAAGAAAUAUAGGGGAAUUUGAGAGGAAAUCUCAGGUUUUCCUCAGGGAACAUUCUGUGGAAAUCAGAGAAUAUCAAAGGGAUAUCACGGAAUGAAAAAAAUCGAGAAUUUUAGACACCAUACCAUUAUUGCAGAGCUCUCUCAAGAUGUCUUUUAGCAUUGUAGCUAUUUAUAAAUUAAUUUGUAUGGUUAAUGUACAGGUUUAUGAAUAAACUUGUUAAAAAAAAA
Messenger RNA from Bemisia tabaci, 1759 nucleotides. The record is from RefSeq and is a predicted model, not a curated record. Lineage: Eukaryota; Metazoa; Arthropoda; Insecta; Hemiptera; Aleyrodidae.